Molecule: messenger RNA, 942 nt
Organism: Ctenocephalides felis (cat flea)
Lineage: Eukaryota; Metazoa; Arthropoda; Insecta; Siphonaptera; Pulicidae
Exons: 6
Coding region: 1-942 (313 amino acids)
Source: RefSeq, a predicted model, not a curated record
AUGUGCAAUAGGUACGUGAAUGAUGUGCGAGAAUGUCUGAGAAAUCGUAUUCAAUGCGGCAUGCUACAAGACGAAGCUUUGCUAAUUCAAGAAAAUUGCUACAUGGAAUUGACGCAGAUCAAUGAAAUAAAAGAAAAACAUAAGAGAUAUGCAGAUAGUUUUGACGAAUUCUUAGCUGAGGAUCACAGGAAUGCUCGAAAAUUUUUGGAAGAAGCUGACUUGAUGUCUGCCAAAACUAUGAACUUAACUGUCGAAAAGAAAGAAUUGAGUGUUAAACUUGGAAUGUUGAGAUGCGAACUUUAUACGCUUGAAGAGACUUGGCGCGAAUUAAAAAUGUAUCAGUCAUUUCUUUAUCGGGUCGCACCUCUGUCAUGGCGAUUGGAGCAUGACUGGAUCCACAGAGAUUCGCAUGAUAAUCUGCUACAGGAGGGACAGACUCAGGAAAGCAAAAUGAAGAAAGAAGAAUCGGUCUUGUCGCUUGAUGAUCUUCUUGUUAAAUUUUUGGAUUUAACUGAAAAAUCUCCGGAACCGAUGAUUCCUUUCAGCACGCCGGGUGAGUUAUUGGAAACUCUCGACGCGUUAGCCGAGUCGACAUUGCAUUCGCUCGCGCAUUUGGAGAAAAUUGCGGGGCCACUCGCCGCCGCCAAGGUAAACGCGGAAGCAGCCAAGGUGGAGGUCGAAGCCGAAUUGACUGCUAUGCGCCGCAAUAUAGAUUCGCUGAGCCGGCACAUUGAUUGGGAAGAGAGACGUGGCAGAUCGCUCAAAGCGCGCGGCGAAAGUUUACUCGAGGGCGCCCUGAGAAAAUGCGUCGAAGCCGAAUUGACUGCUAUGCGCCGCAACAUAGAUUCGCUGAGCCGGCACAUUGAUUGGGAAGAGAGACGUGGCAGAUCGCUCAAAGCGCGCGGCGAAAGUUUACUCGGGGCGCCCUUAGAAAAUGCGUAG